Molecule: messenger RNA, 260 nt
Organism: Racocetra persica
Lineage: Eukaryota; Fungi; Glomeromycota; Glomeromycetes; Diversisporales; Gigasporaceae
Source: the annotation of a GenBank genome assembly
ACAAAUAUAGAAAAAAAUUACAAUCAAUACAACUUGAAAUAGCUAAAACCAAAAAUCCACUAAUUAAUGAUAAGGAUAUUUCACUACUUGUACUUUAUGAAACAAUAAAAAAACUACAAAAAGAUCUUGCAAAAAAUAAGAAGAGAGAUGUUAGAAAUUGUAAUAAAACACUUGAAAAGUUGCUUCUUAAUGAUAACAAUUUAUUAGAAAUUCAGGAGUUAGUUAAAUUGUUGAGUCCAUUUGCACAUGUUACAACUAUA